AAGACGGAGAGGACCGAGCAGAGGAGAGCAGAAUAGAAAGGUUGGGUAUUAUUGUGAUCGUGUACCUUUAAGAACGUCCGGGCGGUUCUGCUGUGCAGGAAAUGAAACCGAAAGAGAGGAUAUCCGGCCCUUGCACUGAGGGACAUCUAGAAACCGCUUUGUGUGAAGGAACUCGAAGAGCUCUGUCGUUCCGCUACACGAUGUCUGGAGCACCAGAAACCUUUGAUGUGCAUCCUGACACAGAAGGCAUACUGUCAGUGAAACAGAAGCUGAAGGAGAAGGCAUGCAAGGACAACGUCCUCCUCUCCAACCUGGAUAUUUCCGAGCGCAUCUUUAGACACAACCCUCUCAACGAAGCCAUGACCCUGCAGGUCAAAAGUGAAUGGCAGUGUCUGAAAAUCGGCAAAGUCGGCGGCGUGAUUUACACCGUGUCGACCGACGACGGUCAAACUCGCAUCGAUUGCUGCGUCUACUGCGACGGCGACGCGGUCGUUGAUGCGGACGUCAAGAGCAUCUAUUUCAGCGUGCAUUCCUGCCAGAACCAGAGAAGAUCCUGUUUUACAGAAGCCAAAGACGUGGUGGGGUCCAAACAUCAGGCGUUAAAGAUCACGUGCAACAGGUUCUCCAUCACCUUCACCAUUAAAGGCGUACCUGACGAGAUCAAGACGAUCGAAACGAAGUGCCAGUUUAAGUUGCGUUAUAUAACGGCGGAGGGAUUGCUGGAAAGGAAGUGCUGGAUGCAGAAGGAGAAAACGAAUUGCCACGAGUUGAUCGCGUGUCUCGAUUUUCUGAUCGAGAAAUAUCUCAACACGUCCGAGUAUCCCGAAUCUAACUGCAGGUUCAUUUUACAGGGAAAUAAAGAAAUGGCAGAAAUCCUUUCAGAGAGUCCAUGCACUCAACAGUACAUUGUGAUAUGUGAGAAGUUUUCCAAAGUCUCCAUUUAUCCGCCCAAACUGAAGCUGUAGUCCCUGACACGUGUCCAACAAACUGCACAUUUAUGCAAAUUUCCCAAAUAUCAUCUGCAUCUUCAUCCACUGUUCCAUGUUUAUAUUUAUAUAUAUAUAUAUAAUCACAAUGUCUUUGUCUAGACCAUGCAACACCUAGUGUUUUCUUACAUCAUAAAUACACAGGUUUCAUGUCCUCUAAUCUCGUGUCUCUGAUGUAGAGCAAGUGCAGGUGUUUAUAUCUCUUUAUACAGUAUAUUAUACACCUCCAACCCUUCUUUAAAAUCUGAAUAAACCCUUUGAUUUUACCCAGCUGUGUUAUAUUUC
This is a messenger RNA of Ictalurus furcatus (blue catfish), 1271 nucleotides long. RefSeq lists its product as uncharacterized. Lineage: Eukaryota; Metazoa; Chordata; Actinopteri; Siluriformes; Ictaluridae. The record is from RefSeq and is a predicted model, not a curated record. The transcript has 3 exons. Bases 102 to 965 code for a protein of 287 amino acids.